Messenger RNA from Haplochromis burtoni (Burton's mouthbrooder), 1244 nucleotides. It is a transcript of the gene pemt, whose product is annotated as phosphatidylethanolamine N-methyltransferase. The record is from RefSeq and is a predicted model, not a curated record. Gene Ontology annotation, molecular function: phosphatidylethanolamine N-methyltransferase activity. The coding region runs from base 156 to 875 and encodes 239 amino acids. Gene Ontology annotation, biological process: phosphatidylcholine biosynthetic process. The transcript is spliced from 7 exons. NCBI's taxonomy places the organism in Eukaryota, Metazoa, Chordata, Actinopteri, Cichliformes, Cichlidae.
GCAAGGUUGGAGGUUAUCUGGACAUGUGUAGAUACCCACAACUGCCGCCUCUUUUUAGUGAUAAAUUAGAACUUUGCUCUGUUUAUUGUGCAACACUUAUCUUCCGCGCCGGUGUGUGAGUGCUGCGUGUCCGUUAGCGUCCACUCUGCGUGUAUAUGAGUGACAGCAACGCAGACGCUGAGCGGAACGACAGUCCUGCUACAGACAACCACCCCGCGCUGCUCGACUGCUGCGGAGGGCUCAACAACGUCGAUUAUUCCAAGAUGGACUUGACGCUGUUGGAAGCCUUCCUAAAACACAUUCAUGUUUACGACUCCCGCUUGUGUAUUGCUGUGAUUGCCAUCCUUUUUAACCCUUUAUUUUGGAAUGUGGUGGCGAGAUGGGAGCAUCGUACACGAAGACUCUCUGGGCUCUUUGGUAGCCCCUACCUGGCCUGUUGCUGCUUGGGCUUCGUCAUUAUACUGCUAAACAUUUACCGCAGCCACAGUAUGACAGUGGCAAUGAAGGCCCAGGCCAGGUGGGAGGUGAUGGAGAGGACGGAGGUUUUCUACGCUGGGAUAGGUCUUAUGGUGUUUGGUACCCUUCUCGUAGUGAGCAGCUUCCUCGCUCUGGGAUUCACCGGAACCUUCCUGGGUGACUACUUUGGCAUUCUGAUGGAUGAGAAGGUAACAGGCUUUCCUUUCAACAUCACAGAGAACCCAAUGUACUGGGGCAGCACAGCUAACUACCUCGGCUUGGCACUCAUUGGUGCCAGUCCUGUCGGUCUAGUUCUUACUGCCAUAGUGGCCUUGGCAUACAAGGUGGCAAUAAGCUUUGAAGGACCAUUCACCGAACAGAUCUAUCGAGAGAGGAGUCUGCGCCACAAGCAUGAAUAAUUUCCCCCGGGCACGUCCUAUUUCGGGUUCAGAUGAGGAUUCCCUCCGGUGUGAACAGACUGAGAGCCUUGGUCAUUAUUUGACCUCCUCCAUGGAUACGAAGGAAACAUCCCCACUGCUGAUCCGUGUGUUUUUCUGUUAGUUCAAAGUGAUUUUCUGAAAGGGGAAUCUACAUGCAGGAUUUUUUCUGAUCCUGUCACAUGUCAGUCCUUUUGAGAUCGAGAAUCCAAAUAUCGAUAGUAUCGAUUCAAACGCUGGUUUAGUAUCGGAUUAAUAAUUUGCUUCUAUCCCCACAGUUCAGUGUGUAACCUACUUAAUCGUGUUAAAUUUUUUUUUUUUUGUAAAUUAAAAAUAUACCUCAAACAUGCA